AUGGAGAAGCUACCGAGAACGUCGCAUUCCAAGCCUCUAAAGGCGACGCAAUAUUUCUCCCCAUAUACGCGCAGCGGUGCGCCCGGAGUACCAAUUUCCACCGAAGUUGCCGACCCUUAUGCUCCGUUGCGCAAAAAGGCACUGGAGACGCUCGAGGCCAUGGGAUUCGACCCCGUCACCAUGGUUGAGCGUGGAGUCACCUGGGCGGAAGAUCAGGAUCCUUUUGGGCACGUCAUGCACUCUCAGUACCAGCACUACUUUGGUAUUUGCUGGCAGAGAAUCAUGGAAUUUUACGGCGCCUAUCUCACCGAGCAAGAGUACCGCGACAUGCUGAGUGGGAAGGGCGUUAUCCCGGUUCUUGGCGGAUACGAGAUUCGCUUCAAGAGACAAGUGAAGCAUCCCGAUACACUCAUUGUUGCUAGUCGCCAGCUUGGAAUUGAGCCCAACCGGGCUUACGCCCACACAGCCAUUUUUUCGCUGCAGCAGCAGGCCAUUGUCGCUGAGACAAAGGGCCAUGUCACAUACAUUGACGCCAAAACCGGUCGCCCGACCGACAUUACCAAGUACAGUGACGGUUGGCGCAGCUUCUACAAAGGCAUGGCCGAGAAGGUUAACAUUACGAGCGCCCUUGUUGAAAGGUGGGAAGCCGAUCACCCCGCUAAGCGUAGCUCAAAGAUUGCAAUUGUCGCAGUGUUUGUGAUGGAACUUGCUGCUGAGCUUGGCGUCAUGACGAAAACGAGAGUCUCGAGUGUCACAGUGGUUGUGAUGGUACUGGAGCUUCUGGUCAAGGUCGAGGUACAGGUCGAAUCACUUGUUGUCGACGACCCAGAAUUUGAAGUUUCAGCUGAUGUACCAAUUGUUGAAGACGGCGUCGACGUGGCUUCGCUACUCGAAUCGGAUGUGCUCGAGUCCGAAGUGCUUGAACUCGCGGUGGUCAUGGAUGAGCUUGUGGAUGUGGACAGCGUUUUUGUCAUUUCCUCGCUGCUGGACUCCGGCGUGCUUGAACUCGUGGUAGCCAUAGAUGUGCUUGUUGCUGAGGAUGGCGUUGUAGUCAUCUCCUCACUCUUAGAACUUGACGUGCUGGGAUCCGACGUGUUGGAAUCCGACGCGCUAGUCGUGGCUGUGAUUGUUGUCGAUGAUGGCGUUACAGUCGGUUCUUCGCUGGUAGAAUCUGGUGUGGUGGAAUCUGGUGUGGUGAUUAUGGAUGUAGUUGUCGUCGGCGACGGUGUCACAGUCCCUGUGUCGCUGCCAGAAUCCGACGUGGCUUUAAUAGGUAUGGUUGUUGUUGUUAACGACGGCGCUGAAGUCAUUUCACUCGUAGAAUUUUGCUCGCUGGAAUCGGGCGUGCUUGAGUCCGUGGGAGAUGUAGAUGCAGUUGUUGUCGAGGACGGCGUCAUAGUCAUUUCGACAGUAGAGUCUGACGUGCUGGGAUCCGAUGUGCUGGAGUUGGACGUGCUGGAGUCGGACGUUGGCGAAGCCGUUGUGGUAGAUUCAGGUGUGCUUGAACUUGUGAUGUCUAUAGGUGUGGCUGUCGAUGGAGGCGACACUGAGCUUCCUUCGCUGCUAGAGUCUGUCGUGCUAGACUCUGUCGUGCUGACAUCUGGCAAACUGGACUCUGAAGUGGUUGAGCUUGUGGUAGUCGUAGGUGUACUCGUUGAAGACGGUGCCAAAUUUAUUUCGGUGCUGGAGUCCGAUGUGCUUGUAGAUGUACUUGUUGCUAACGAAGACGUUGAGCUGGUUUCGCUGUUCGAAUCGGACACUUCUGAGCUUGUGGUAGGUGUAGAUGUGCUUGCUGAUGAGGACGUCGAGGUCGUGUCGCUACUGGAAUCUGACGUGAUUAUAGGUAGGUUUGUCGUUGGAAAUGGCAUUGAGGUUACUUCGCUGCCAGGAUUCGACGUGCUUGGCGUUUGGCUAGCAGUUGUCAAAUUCUCCGUCAACGUGCCCAAUAAGAAAGUUGACGUGCUCAAGACAACUGUCCUGCGUGAGAGAGCCGAUGUGCGCGAGACAGUCGAUGCACAUAAGAUAGUUGACGUGCGAGACUCAGUUGACGUGCUGGUCUUAGUUGAAGUGCUUGAGGAAAUCGGCAUGUCAAAAGAAGUUGUGCUCGGCAAUUCCGACGUGCUUGAAACACUCGAUAUACUUGUGGUAAUAGGAGUGCUUGAGGGGGUCGGCGUGCUCAAAGACGUUGAAUUGCCUAAGAAGAAGUUGAAGUGCAUGAGAUAG
This is a messenger RNA of Akanthomyces muscarius, 2223 nucleotides long. RefSeq lists its product as uncharacterized. The record is from RefSeq and is a predicted model, not a curated record. NCBI's taxonomy places the organism in Eukaryota, Fungi, Ascomycota, Sordariomycetes, Hypocreales, Cordycipitaceae. Gene Ontology annotation, molecular function: fatty acyl-CoA hydrolase activity. Bases 1 to 2223 code for a protein of 740 amino acids. The transcript is spliced from 4 exons.